Lineus longissimus is the source of this 1484-nucleotide messenger RNA. RefSeq names its product glyoxylate/hydroxypyruvate reductase A-like. The transcript has 10 exons. The record is from RefSeq and is a predicted model, not a curated record. Gene Ontology annotation, molecular function: NAD binding. Bases 245 to 1270 code for a protein of 341 amino acids. NCBI's taxonomy places the organism in Eukaryota, Metazoa, Nemertea, Pilidiophora, Heteronemertea, Lineidae.
GAAUUAUGAGUCUAAAAUGCCAAAUACUUGCAACUAUUAUGUUAAUCACUGAAAUCUUAGUGUACUAAUUGCUCGCUAUAAGCUAGGUUAUUGCGCCCCUAAACCAACGUACUGACAACGCUACCUCCCCGGAACUCAAACUUUAACUCGUGUCGCUUGAACCAUCUGGCAUCCUGGUCAAAAAUCUGGAAAUUCUCCAGUCCAAGGUCUCUGUGUGUGAAGUUUCGAGAGACACCCCACCACGAUGGCCAUUCCAAGCACAUCUAGCCGCAUUUAUGUCCUCUCCAAUAUCACCAGUCUUACUUCUCAACUUUCGGCGUUGAUGCCCCACUUAAAAUUUGUUGAGAUUCCAUAUACAAUAGACGAGACGAAAGCCACAGCAGAGGAAACAGUAUCAAGGGAACAAAUGAAAUACCUCCAAGAGGCUGAAAUUCUCAUAGCUGAUCCUCUCCUUUUGGGAGGAUACGUGCAAGAGAUGCCAAAUCUUAAAUGGAUGCAAUCAACAUGGGCGGGUGUGGACAGCAUAUUCAGAAGAAUUGAUAAGAACAAGGCACUGCCUAGCUUUCCUUUGACCCGGUUAGCUGGCGCGUUUGGUCCGGCAAUGGCAGAGUUUACUUUGGCCCACAUCUUAGCUCAUGAAAGGCGAAUCGUUGAUGUGCAUGAAGAUAAAAAGAGACGGGAAUGGUUGGGCAGGACUCGAGCAGACUAUCGCAUUUUGUCAACACUGUCCAUUGGUAUUCUUGGACUUGGAGACAUUGGUGCAGAAGUUGCAAAGUAUUGUAAAUAUUUCGGCAUGACGGUUUGGGGACUUGUCAGACGGGAUGUGGCGAAGGAGCAACGAUCCAAAUAUGUCGACCACUACAGAUUAAACAGCCAGAUGUCUGAAGUGCUCAAAUCCUGUGAUUACAUCUGUAGCCUACUCCCCAGCACGACGGACACGAGAGAUAUGUUAUCAGGAGACGUCCUGUCUGCUUGUAAAGAAAAGAAACCUGUUUUCAUCAAUGUUGGAAGAGGUGAUGUAAUAGACGAGGCCAGCGUCAUCAAUGCCAUAAGGUCUGGAUGGAUCUCAAAAGCUGUCCUGGAUGUGCAUAAAAUCGAACCUCUGCCCCAAGAUUCGCUGUUGUGGGACGAACCAAACGUUUUCAUAUCACCUCAUGCCUCUGCUUGCAGUCCACCUGAAAUGAUCUUUGACGUCUUCAAGGAGAACAUGGAACAUUACUCUAAAGGAGAACCACUCAAAUACUCAGUAAAUUGGGAGACUGGCUAUUGAUAUAUAAUGAGAAGAGUCCAUGACUAUCAUUCUUGAUUAUACAGGGUGUUGGAAUACCAAUCGGACACGUUUUUAUUGGCUAUACACUGGAGGCUGUGAAAUAUGUACCGAUCUCUUGCACCUGGUAAUACCUUGUAACUAGUCAACUAAUAAGGUGCUGGGGUUUUCCACUGUACAUUGUACAUGUGUCUUGACAAAAUAAAAUCAUUUUCUU